Messenger RNA from Cryptococcus wingfieldii CBS 7118, 822 nucleotides. RefSeq lists its product as hypothetical. Bases 1 to 822 code for a protein of 273 amino acids. The transcript is spliced from 4 exons. The record is from RefSeq and is a predicted model, not a curated record. NCBI's taxonomy places the organism in Eukaryota, Fungi, Basidiomycota, Tremellomycetes, Tremellales, Cryptococcaceae.
AUGAUCUCUCAAUGGGUCACCCACGCCAAACGUUUCUACGACGAGCUCGGGGACAAUGACACCCACCCUCGCUUCAUCUCCAAUACCGACAACCCGUAUAAUGUUAUCCUGCAUUGCGGAUCUUUAGACUCCCGCGAGAGCUUUUGCUUCGAUGUGCUCUGUAACAAAUGGGCUUCCCAGUACUAUAUUGUCCGCCAGUACUAUAUUGUCCGGUUCAAGGGACCUGACGGGGUAGCAAUAUCCCGCAGAGACUUUUGCAAGGCAUGGGCCGUUUCCCGUCGGACAGUCGCUUUUCUAGGCGGCCUCAAAUCAUCAAUACAAGACUUGGGUCUUGAGCAGGAAUACACAGAAGAUCUAGAGACCAUCUCUGAGCUGCUCCGUAAAUACGAAGCCUAUUGGGACGAACUCAACUUUGUCAUGCAGCAUAUCAGUUCCUGGGAACGGAUCGGUUAUCUGCCCUUUGUCCACGACCCUCUCCCACCCAACUACAAAUCCCUCAUAACCGACCCCGUCAAACCUCGCUCUCGUAAAUGGAUGCUCAAAGGCACGGACCAUUGGUAUCCUGUCGACGCUUAUUUCACAUGUGAAUCGCCUUUCAGUGAUCUAUACAUUCUUUACGUCAAGAAGAUACUGGAACUACACGAAGAAGGUGUCGAGGAUCGGUGGUUUGCUAUGUGGGAUAUGUGGGGGCCGGAUCCGGUUGAGUACAAGCUGUAUCGCUUCCCGGGGGAUUUCCCUAUCAGCGAGAGUGAAUUGCAGUUGCGGAAGAAGAGUCAAGGUGUGAACUUCGGGGAGCUACUAUCGGAAUUUGGUGAUUUAUGA